CAGUCACAUCUAUGGUCGCAAGAUCUUUGGAGUGUUUUGGUUUGUCGUGUGCGGUAUGUUGUAAUGCGUAUUUUCCUUGUGUAUCAUCGUUUAGAAAAGUAAUGCAUAAAGGUAUUCGAAGCAUCAUGGUUGCUGCUUAGUGAAGUACAUUUAAUUUCUCGUUUCAUCUGUUGGGAGGAGAAGUUUAGUUACUAUGGCUGGUGAUGAAGAUGAAGAGAUACCGAUCCAGAAGGGACCGAUUGACAACGCAUGGGCUAUGAAGAUACCAUCGUUUAAGAAAGAAGACAACCCUCACCGAUUGCUGGAAGAAAGUUCAUUUGCUACGUUAUUUCCGAAAUACAGAGAACAUUACUUAAGGGAAUGUUGGCCACUUGUGCAGAAAUCGUUGGACGAAUAUGGUAUCAAGGCUGAACUUGACCUUAUUGAGGGUAGUAUGACAGUAAGAACAACUCGACAUACUUGGGAUCCAUAUAUAAUAAUUAAAGCUAGAGAUAUGAUAAAGUUGCUAUCCCGCAGUGUACCAUAUGAGCAAGCAGUCCGUGUGCUUCAAGAUGACAUAGGUUCUGAUAUAAUAAAAAUUGGAUCAUUAGUAAGAAACAGAGAGAAAUUCGUUAAAAGGCGGCAGAGGCUAAUAGGUCCCGAUGGGUGCACUUUGAAAGCUAUUGAGCUACUAACUAACUGUUACGUUUUAGUUCAAGGGCAAACAGUUGCAGCCCUUGGACCUUAUAAAGGACUUCAACAAGUUCGCAGGAUUGCCGAAGAUACAAUGCGAAACAUUCACCCAGUUUAUAACAUUAAAGCGCUCAUGAUAAAGCGUGAACUCGCAAAGGAUCCCAAACUUAGAAAUGAGAACUGGGAAAGGUUUCUUCCAAAAUUCCAUAGCAAGAAUUUAAGCCACAGAAAGAAGCCAAAAAUAAAGAAGACUAAGAAGGAAUACACACCAUUCCCACCUCCGCAACCGGAGAGUAAAGUGGACAAAUUAUUAGCAUCAGGAGAAUACUUUCUAAAAGAAGAACAACGUCGUGCCAAGAAACGCAAGGAAAAAGACGAUAAGCAAGCAGAAGCUGCUAAACGACGUGAAGAAAAACGACAGAAAGUGUUUAUUCCUCCUGCUGAACCUGAAAGGAAGGAUGUGAAACCUCAUACAAGUACUGAUGUGGACAUUAAUGCUCUUAAAAAGAAAGUUAAGGAAGCACAGAAGAAAAACAAAAGUAAGCCACAGUUUGAUAUAAGACAGUAGUGCAGUGCACCUUAAAAGCUCCAGUCAGUCAGUUCAUUGUUCUGCUGUGACACCGAGUGACUUUUGUUAUAAAUUUAUGAAGAACUAUGUCAUGGCAGAUUUCACGCCAUAAUUUAUGCCAUUUGUAGCGGUGUGUGACAAAUGUACAAAUUUUGUUCUGUUUGAAAUGAUUUUCUGAUAAAGUGAAAAGGAAAAUUUGCAAUAAAUCUAGAUUUAUGUUGGUA
Molecule: messenger RNA, 1464 nt
Organism: Schistocerca serialis cubense
Lineage: Eukaryota; Metazoa; Arthropoda; Insecta; Orthoptera; Acrididae
Gene: dbe
Product: KRR1 small subunit processome component homolog
Exons: 1
Coding region: 194-1240 (348 amino acids)
Cellular component (GO): nucleolus; small-subunit processome
Molecular function (GO): RNA binding
Source: RefSeq, a predicted model, not a curated record